GCGCUAUUUCUCGGCUCACGAGACAGUUAGCUAAGAGGUUUAUUUCCUCUAACUUGGCAUCAGCGAACACAUGGAGAAUUAGACGUGUAAAAGGACCAACCGGCUGUGAUCAUAUAAUUCUAGCGCAACAGAGCUCUGGGUCCAGCGUUCCGUCCCAGAAUUCCACUGACCCCUGACCCCUGUGUGCGAGACGCCGGGGCUGAGCUGACGCGGGGGCAGCCGGAGGGCUCCUGCAGGUUCAUCACGAGGCCCGCUCAAAGGCCGCAGCUCUUGUCAGCCACACGCGAGGCCGUCUUCCUGAGGGAGUGCUGAUCCAGGGUCAGGGCAUCUCACUCAGCCCGGUGCCACUGAGGCGGCGAAGCAGCUGAGCCCCCGGAGAGAAGGGACGUCCAGCUUCUUUUCUCAGACCGAUUUCUGCACCGCGCACAAAUCUACCCUUACAUCCCCUCGUGCCGAGAGAGAGACAUCGCCAAGCCUGCACAACCCACAGCGCUGAAUUCUGGGUAACAGAAUGCCGGCCAAGACGCCCAUGUACCUGAAGCCCUCCACCCCGAAGCGGGGCAAGAAGCUGAAGCUGAGGGACGUCCUGUCGGGCAACAUGAUCAGCCCCCCGAUGGGCGACGUGCGUCACAGCGCCCACGUGGGGCCGGAGGGGGAGGGGGACAUGUUCGGGGACGUGGGCUUCCUCCAGGGCAAGCUGGACAUGCUGCCUCCCCUGAACCAGACCCACUCACGAACACACAGGCUGGACGAGGCCUUCCCCCCCAAGUACCACCCCAGCCCCUCCCUGCUCAAGGGCACCGUCUCCAUGCCCGUGUUUGUGGCCCCGGAGCAGGCCCCUCCGAAACCGCCCCGUCUCCACCUGGACGAGCCCCCGGCCCCUCCCCUGCAGCCUCAGUCGCAGCUGCGCUCCAUGUCGGUGUGCGACGCGCCCGCGCGGGCGGGCGAGGGGCGCUACGCUGAGCCCUGCCGCGACUUCGGCUACGCCGGCCCCAUGGUGGCCUUCCCCCCGCUGCUGCCCUCCUCCGGCUCCUUCUCCGAGGCCUCCUCGGACGACUCGGCGCUGGACGUGUGCGGGCCCCUGGACCCGCGGCGGGGGCUCAGUCUGGACUCGGACGCGGGGCUGAGCAGCGAGGACCUGCGGAGCGAGCGGAGCGAGUCGCCCGCCGUCUCCCGCUCCGAGUCCUUCAUGGGCCUGGACCUGGACCUGGGCCCGUCCAUCCUGGAGGACGUGCUCCAGAUCAUGGACCGCUACACGACCGUGCAGGAGGGCUGUGCACUGUGAGGACCGCACUGGGGGGGG
Molecule: messenger RNA, 1303 nt
Organism: Conger conger (European conger)
Lineage: Eukaryota; Metazoa; Chordata; Actinopteri; Anguilliformes; Congridae
Exons: 2
Coding region: 512-1285 (257 amino acids)
Source: RefSeq, a predicted model, not a curated record